AUGCCCUGUUAUACCUAUAUGUUCGCAUAUGAGCGCUGUUCUCACAGCGAUAUAGAAGCGGCCGCCUGCGACGACAGGCAAUGUGCACACAACGAGGACGAGUGGCGGAUCUGCGACACCAAGCUUAGGGUGUCGUUUCACGGGAAAUGCGAGCGCUGCGUCGACCAUGAGGCGGCUGCCGAGGGGAGCGCGAGCGCAGCUCACAACUCCCGUAUACAGGCACUCAUUCGCAACCAGCCCAAUGCAUCACCGAAGACCCAAGCUGUGAAUGAAGGGAUCGAGGACCGAGAAUUCUUCGUGAGGGGGCUGCGAGAAGAGAAGCUCGAGGCGAUACGCAGCGAGAUCGGGCGGGCGAGGGAGUGGACGGGGAAUUACGCCAAGGCGCUGUAUUUCCUGCAGUACGGGCUGGACAAGAUGAAGAGCGACCACGAGGCCUGGGUCGCUCACAGGGCGCAGGGCCGCGCACGCCUGCAGGAAGAGCUGGAUGCCGCGCUUGCCAGGCAGCGCGACCGCUACGAGCAGGGCAUCAAGGAGACAGACAGCGACAUUGCCGAGAUCGCCAGGAAACGUUCCCGCCUCGCCGAGUGGGACGUCACGGACCAGAGCAUAAGAGCGGCUGCCGUGCCAGACGAGGCGUACGAUGCCAUGCGCCGAUCGCUGGAGCAAAGUCGCGACUUAACGCCCGUUUGGCUGACCGUCUUGGUGGACCCGACGCGCACGCGUGAGCAGCUGAUCGAGCACCACGCGCAGCUGACUCUCACGCGCCAGGGGCAGGAGCUCGCCGGCUGGGAGUCUAGCUACGCUUUCAGCAGCAGCGCGCUCGAGGUCAACGUCGCGUCGCCGAUAGACCAGCUGCUGCAGCAGACGGAGCCCCUGUGA
Molecule: messenger RNA, 879 nt
Organism: Purpureocillium lilacinum
Lineage: Eukaryota; Fungi; Ascomycota; Sordariomycetes; Hypocreales; Ophiocordycipitaceae
Source: RefSeq, a predicted model, not a curated record